AGACAUUAUACUUCCACCGUGAAGGCCAACUCAACAACAACCUGAAAAAGGACUGCGAUUUCUUGUGCACAGAGAAGCGGAGAGAGAGAGAGACACGAAGGAAAAUGCCUAGAGAAACCCUAGCUUCUUCUUCGUCUUCAUCUUCAACUUCAUCGAGUGGUGCCAACAACCCACCUCCUGAAGACGCUUGGGUCGACGCUUACCAGAGACUACUCCCCCAAUGGCAAUCUCUCUCUCUCUCCCCCCAGUCAAUCAUCCCUAUUUCAAUAUCAAGAGUUAAUCAAGUUGAUGCACAACGGCUCGACAUUGAAAUGUCAGCCAUGUUGAAAGAACAGCUGGUUAAGGUCUUUUCUUUAGUGAAGCCAGGACUGUUAUUUCAAUAUGAACCUGAACUUGAUGCUUUUCUUGAGUUUCUCAUUUGGAGAUUCUCCAUUUGGGUUGAUAUGCCCACACCGGGAAAUGCUCUCAUGAAUUUGAGGUAUAGAGAUGAACGAGCAAUAGAACCCAGAGGAAAAGUCAGAAUGGGUUUGGAAGGACCUGGACUCACUGUUGCACAGAAACUGUGGUAUUGUGUUGCUACUGUUGGUGGUCAAUAUAUCUGGUCUCGUUUACAAUCAUUUUCCGCUUUCCGUAGAUGGGGUGAUUCUGAGCAGAGGCCACUGGCACGCCGAGCAUGGACUUUAAUACAACGCAUAGAAGGAAUUUAUAAAGCUGCUUCAUUUGGGAACCUGCUUAUAUUUCUAUACACAGGAAGGUAUCGAAAUCUUAUUGAGAGAGUACUACAGGCAAGGCUUGUCUAUGGAAGCCCUAAUAUGAACAGAGCUGUUAGCUUUGAGUACAUGAAUCGCCAGUUAGUGUGGAAUGAAUUCUCGGAAAUGUUAUUGUUACUUCUUCCUCUUCUCAAUUCAUCAUCCAUUAAAAAAUUUCUUCAUCCAUUCUCAAAGGAUAAAUCUUCAAACUCAGGGUUAGAUGAUGCUGUAUGCCCCAUCUGCCUAGCGAGCCCAAAUAUUCCAUUUCUAGCUCUCCCCUGUCAGCACAGGUACAUUCCUUAUACUUUCAUUUCUCUAUUGGCCAUAAUUACUUCAUACAUGCAAAUCACUUAUAAUCGAAAGCCCAAAUGGCAUGGAUCGAAAUGUUUUAAAUCCUAGAUUAUAUAUCAAAACAGUCAUCGGACUGCUUGUGGUGGGCAGUUCUCUCACGUAGCCUGUUUCAUUGUGCAUUCCAUUGAUACAAAUAUAUGGUAGAAGAACGGUUCAAGAAUUUUACCAGAAUAUGUUUAGUAAUUACUUUAUUAAGAAUCUCAUGCAAUUUUGCAAUAUUUAAAUCUUUUAUUGAAAUUAUGAAAGGAGUGCUGACAGACCUAACCUUUGGCACUAUUUGCGAAUUGGCCGUUCUCAAACUCGAACCCCCUUUUCUAUGAAAUUAUAAAGCCACUUGCGCUCCAUUUGUUUAUACGGAAAAUAUUUUUUGAAAAAUGUUUUUUCGCAUUUUAUAGCGCUUGGUACAACGGAAAAUGAAGUCAAUGGAAAAAGUUUUCCAUGGACAACGGAAAACAAGCUA
Camellia sinensis is the source of this 1560-nucleotide messenger RNA. The record is from RefSeq and is a predicted model, not a curated record. Lineage: Eukaryota; Viridiplantae; Streptophyta; Magnoliopsida; Ericales; Theaceae.